GAAUCAGCUGUUCUGGUAUAGAGGCACAUCUAAAACAUGCAGAGCAGGGGGCCCUGAGGACUGGAAUUGAGAAGCACGAUAUGAGUGGCUGUUUGUGACACCUGUCUCUUUUAUGGCCCUGUGAAGGACUUGUCACUUGUACAUGUUGUAUUCUGCAUAUCUAUUAUUGCCCAGCAGACAUAGAAACCAGCUCCCCUGUGACACUGAACCUAACAUAAAGCAAGUAUAGACAAUAUACUUGCUUUAUUAACAAAUAUAUUGCUAUCAUAACAUUUAGUAUGUGCUAACACAACAUUUAUUGUCUAUACUUGCUUUAUAGAUAAAGCAAGUAUCUAUAAAGAUACUUUAUCUAUACUUGCUUUAUAGAUAAAGCAAGUAUAGACAAAAAAUGGAUGGAUAAAUUUUUCAUCUGGCAUGAUCUCUUGAUGGAAUUACGUUUCCUGUCAGUCAGAGAGAUGCAACACCUUGUAUGGUCUCGAAUCACUUUCUUUUAACUUCACACUCAUUUGAAGACUUAUAGACUUGUGCAGGUGUUUGUUUCAGAAGUGCAAAAGAUAAGAUAAUUCUUUAAUUCUAUUGUUUAGCUGGGUGAUUUAAAAAUGUUUUCUCUAUUAGAUUUUAAAAGGCUAUAGCACAGAAAUGUCAGAUCAAUUAUUUGGAGCUAUGUUUGUACAUAACCAUGCUGUUUAAAUUUAUUCAAUAAAGUUCUGCAAUGAAUAUUUUUCUCAAAACCUGAACAUCAUAACAGAUGUUUCAUAACAGAAUUGCACUUUGCCUAAUGCAAUAGAAUUUUACACCUGUUUGAUUGUGCCAAAAACAACAAUUUGCUGCCAUCUUGUGGUACAAAUGCAAUAUUAAAAGAAGCAAAGUCAUUACUAAUUUUUACCUGCUGUCAUUAUCGGGUGUAUCCACAUGUUUACUUAUAAGUGUUUAUAAUGAUCAAGAUAAGUGCAAAUAAUAAAAAUAAUAAUACACAUUCCGGGCCUUUACGUAAAACCUGUUGCUGGUUUGCUAGACUGAUAGCGCUCAAAACACACAUUCUCACUGUGAUUGUGCAAUUUCUAAGAGCCUAUGUUGUUAUGAAACUAUAAACGUCAACAUAUAGUUUGUGUCCUAUGUGUGUAUCGAUGCAUUCGACAAUCACUGGAUCAACAGCUCUGUCUGUAUCCCAGCAUGGGCCCGGAAGUUGUUUGGGUUUCAGGUGAAAAAAAAGACGAAAAAAAGAAAGAAGGGAGGACAGAAAGAAGAAAAAAAAGAUCCCAGGGAUGCUGCCGUCGCUGGGGAAAACAAACAACCAGGCAGGCAAUUAAGGAAGGAGCGCGCCGAUCGACCUGCAGGCAUCUGGUGAGAGAAUGAAUGCUGAUGAAUGUAAUGGACGCUCAUAUUCACAAGGUAAUGGAGGAGAAUCAUCAGCAGAGCAGGAUUUUUAUGCUGGGUUGCGGGCCACUUCUGUAAGAUCUCCCAACAGCCAGCAGUCCUCGCCUCACCGCUCCCUAAGUGACUCCAUUAAGGUUGAGCUGUGUAGCGAUGAAGAGUCUUCAGGUGCCCGACAGUCUGAGAACAAAGAGGCUGCGAGGAGCGACGGUGGGAGAGAUGACAGGGUGGGUCCUGCUGACGAAGGAGGUCCAGCGUUUGCCGGAACCGGAGGAGACAGAGGUAACAUCUACAGUGAGAUGGCUACUCCUAAUUCGUCCUCACCGGGACCAAUCCGGCUGCCCAACGGGAAGCUGCAGUGUGAGGUGUGCGGGAUGGUCUGCAUAGGACCCAAUGUGCUGAUGGUCCACAAGCGCAGCCACACAGCCCAAACAUCCAUGCACAUGUUUGCAGGUGAGCGACCGUUUCAGUGCAACCAGUGUGGAGCCUCUUUCACCCAGAAGGGCAACCUGCUGCGCCACAUCAAACUUCAUUCAGGAGAGAAGCCUUUCAAAUGUCCCGUUUGCAACUAUGCCUGCCGUCGGAGAGAUGCUCUUGCUGGUCAUCUGCGCACUCAUUCAGUUCCUUCCCCAACAGUGGGGAAACCUUUCAAGUGCAACUACUGUAGUCGCAGCUAUAAGCAGCAGAGCACACUGGAGGAACAUCUGGAGCGCUGCCAUAGUUACAUGAAGACACUAGACUCUCAGAUGCCACCUGGUGAAGAGUCUGUAAAUAUGGAGAGCAUCACUAAACCCGUACUGCAGCCGUCCAAUGAGAAAAGGCCGUUUGUGGACAGACUGACUGUCAGCAUAACCAAACGAAAGAGGUCAACACCACAGAAGUUUUUGGGAGAAAAGCACAUGCACCUUGAACCACCAGAAGCACCUUAUGAACUGUCCUCUGGCUCUGAAAAGGAAGGGGAUCUCCUCAGCUCCCAUUCUGCUGGAGACUCAUCUGGUCUGGUUAGUUCACACCUCCACUUCGCAAGAAGUAAAGCCGAGAGCCAGGAAUCGCCCUCGCUGCCUCCACUCCAUCCUGGCUUCGUGGCAGAGCUCCGAACCGUUGUGGGUUCCCUCAACAGUGGCGUGGUUCCCCAGGGCCCCCGAGCCCACGGCGCAGUGGGGCUCGCAGCAAUGUCCCUUGGCCUCCAUGGGCGGGAGGCAGGCGAAGCCCGGGACGACCAGCCCUCGGCGCACAGCCACACCACCUCGCCCAACGGCUGCCCCGACUCUACGGACACAGAGAGCACAGCGGAAGAGCAGAGCACAAGGGCUACAGCCCCUACAAGUACCUCCAACAACCAUCACCUCCACUAUCUGACCCCAGCACUGCCCCGCGGCCAUCCCACCAUCAGCCCCAGCCAGGCCAAAGAUUUGGACCCAGAGUGGGAUAGAGGGGUUCCUGUUCUCCCGGGUGUUGUAAAGAGAAACCCAGGCUCGCCUCUCUCCUCCAGGAACAAUUUCCAAGUUUUGGACAGGGGGGGCAGGCCUGUGCGCUCCUUCUACUGCCGGCACUGCUGCAUCCUCUUCCUGGACCACGUCAUGUACACGAUCCACAUGGGCUGCCACGGCUUCCGCCAGCCCUUCGAGUGCAACAUCUGCGGGCAUCCCAGCCAGGACCGCUACGAGUUUUCCUCUCACAUCAGCCGCGGAGAGCACCAGGUGGGCUGAGGACAGGUGGUUGCACAAGGAGGGGUAAACUGCUAUAAUCUAAAAGGGGGCUCAUGUUUGUUCUGCACCAGAUCAGCUAUUUUAAAUCCCUAGUUUAAGUCAAAUAAAUCUUGAGCUUGCUGUGGAUUUAUAUCCUACAUGACACAAGUGAGCAAAAAAAAAAAAUAAAUCUUUUUAACGCAUCAGUUAGAUUAGUUUAGACAAAUUGAAUUGUGUAACUGAUUGCACUCCCUUAUCAAAUCGCAUGGCAAACUACAGGUUUUGCCUCAGAAGUGCCUUCUUUGGGGAUUUCCUCUGAACACACACUCACACACAACACAAACACACACCCACACAAAAAGAAACAGUGGAGAACUGGUGCUCAAGAAACCCGACUAGUCAUCCUUUCCUCGGUGAUUUUAGAAACAAUCACAUCCAAGAGGUCAUGUUCACAUGCAGUUAUUGAAAGCAUUUAAGCAUUUAUCAAAAACAGGUUUUAUUCAGUAUGCACUGAGAGCUUUGCUUCAGCGGCUGAGGAGGGUGCUUUCUGGGUCGGGUGAGCUACAAGUGCACGGAGAGCUGUGUGCCUCUGAGUGUGGGACGAGCUUUUGUCACAGACGAAGCACAGAUGUGGAUUGCCUUAACUCCUACAGCGGUAACUGCUGUAGGAACACAUAUUGUUUACAGCACGGUUCAACAGUGUGCAAAGCAGGCAUGGGCCGGUAUGAGGUUACCACAGUGUUAACCAAAGAAAUACUUUGCUUUGGUGGCACCACUGUAUUUACAAAAAUAACUUAGGUAAAAUUGAAUGAAAUUGUUUAUCUUUUUUUAAUUACUCAUUGUUAUUUUGAUAUUUUCUGCUUUAGGCUUCUUGCUUUCCAUAAAGCAGCACUGAACUAUGGCAAGCUUACAUUUGCUGGUUAAUUGACAAUGUUUCUGCAGGGUGUUUGAAUGUAAAAAAGUCAAAACAUUUAAGCCUGAAAAGGUCUUAAAACUGUCCAAAUUGCAUGUUCCUUAAAUUUAUACUUGUUGCCAUUUUUAAAAAUAUUUGAUGACAUUUAGCAAUUCAUAAAAACAUGACAGAAAUCUGACCAUGAUGACGUCUUGCUGCAGUAUUUUAGGCAAAACAGUCUUGUCACAUUAUAUUUGUAUUUAUUCAGAUUUUUAUCCCCACUUUGGCUCUUUAACUCUGUUGACAUGUGGCAUGUCAUUAGAGUUGAUAUUUUGGUUAAUACUGAAAUAGAGAUCGUUUAUUAUGAUCACAUAGCCACAUUGUUUUAGACAAGACAAUUGGUAGAAUGUAGAAAAUUACGUUUAGUUGUUGGUUGACGAAGCGGGUAUGAAACUUCCGGCAGGUAUAAAGCUUCAACCUUUCAUAUGAGAAAACUUUGGUACAAAAUAAUCAAAACUGCAAAGGUAUGAAAAAGUGGUGGGGUGAAAUGACCAGCAGCCUUAGUAAUUAUAAAAGAUUUAAUAGAUGUGAUGGGUGGAGGUCUGGUAUUUUCCACCCCGUUUCUUUCCCUGUUAACAAUCAAAUUAAACUUUUUUGUCGACAAUGGAAGGAUGGAAGUGCCUUUUCUGAGCUAGAUGACCUGCAGUAUGCAGAAAUAGGUGGAGGAGGAAAUAUCACAGUGCUGCUCUAUGAUUCAUGCAAACAGAAAACUAACUCUGCCGUUUCUCUUACAUGUCAUUAAAACGACUUUAAACCAUGAAAACGGUUUGACAAAAGAUAGGUACAUCGAUACCGAUGCCCAUGCCUGGUGCAAAGCUAACUGUGUGGAACAGAGCCUCAGGAUGAAGCUGAUUCAUUGAGUAAAAUUAGGAUGAAAUAAGCUUUUAGAUUUCAAAAGUGAGUUUUAGGAUACUGGUGCAGAUCAGACCAUGAGCUUCGUCGCUUAUAAGAGCCUCGCUGAAUGGACCCAGGGUGCUCUACCUCUCUGCAGGAUUGCACUUUUUAGAAUAGGUUCCCUGCUUACAUAUGAACGUCUUUACUGAAGCACUUGACUGCUUUACAGAGUUGUUACCUGUGAUUGUUCUACUGCACUGAUGAAUUUAACAGUGACAAUAACUGACCACCUGGUUUAGGUGGUGAGUUUUUACUGGAGCCGGCCUUCUGCACCUUGCUUCGGGACCGGUGAGGGUUGAACCGUCAGCUCAGCUAAAACAAUCCCAUUGUGGUUUUGCACUCAGCGGCCGCAGCUGAGAUUUUAAACAAGUUCCAUAAUGUAAGUGAUUUAAGAAAUUAUUUAAAGAUGAAUUAUUAGCAAAUCAGUUUGAAUCUCUUCUGUUAUUAUCUCACUUGUGAUUAUCUACUUAGUGUCGUUUGUUUCUGCCUUGGUGUAUUUAAUCAGCUAUAUUCCAAAUCUUAUCCAGCAUAUUCCUCAAAGUUCAUGAAAUGUUACCUCCUGCUUCUUUAUAGCACCCAAAUACCUUAUUGCUACAGUAUGGUGAAUGAUUUGAUGAUGUUGAUAUCGGGAACAUGAAAGAAACCAAACUCAGUAUUGUUACUUAUUGUUGUUGGUUUGCUGCUUUAUAGUUUAACCUGAGUUUCUCUACUAGCAAGCAAAAUGUACUUGAAAACAGUUAAAAAAAAGAUAUAUAUAUAUAUAUAUGUAUAUAUAUAUAUAUGUAAAUGCACUUGGGUUUGAUAUGUAUGCUGGGGUGUGUUUGUGUGUGUGAAUGGACUAUAGCAUGGGUGCUUGUCAUUUUCUCCUUUUACCCGAAUUGUGAAUUAUUUUUGAAAUGUGAAGUAAAAACGGGGCAUGGGUUUUUAUUUGUCCCCUCCUCGCGAUGACUUAAUGUUCUAAACAAUAAAAAUAAAAUAAAAACCCUUUGUGAAUGAUGUAAAAUAACAAAAAACACUUUUACCUCAAAGUUCGAGAUGUACAACUGCCUCAUUAGUUCAAUAAAACUAGGGGGGGAAAAAAGAAUUAAAAAAGGUCAUGUCGCUUUCCAAGAUGUUUUUGCGGUUACAAAUUGCGUGCUCCUUGAUAUUUUCAAAACUUUUUACUGUCAAUAAAGUUGCAUUUAUUGUA
Molecule: messenger RNA, 6097 nt
Organism: Xiphophorus maculatus (southern platyfish)
Lineage: Eukaryota; Metazoa; Chordata; Actinopteri; Cyprinodontiformes; Poeciliidae
Gene: ikzf4
Product: zinc finger protein Eos-like
Exons: 8
Coding region: 1353-3083 (576 amino acids)
Biological process (GO): regulation of transcription by RNA polymerase II
Molecular function (GO): DNA-binding transcription factor activity; RNA polymerase II cis-regulatory region sequence-specific DNA binding
Source: RefSeq, a predicted model, not a curated record